Molecule: messenger RNA, 1725 nt
Organism: Xylaria bambusicola
Lineage: Eukaryota; Fungi; Ascomycota; Sordariomycetes; Xylariales; Xylariaceae
Product: GroES-like protein
Exons: 5
Coding region: 99-1457 (452 amino acids)
Molecular function (GO): zinc ion binding; oxidoreductase activity
Source: RefSeq, a predicted model, not a curated record
GAACUAUAUAAUGCGCGAAUCCCUCGUAGCUAAGAAACCCUAACUAAAGUCAUAUUAAGCAACGACAAAAGAUUUCUCUCACUCGCGCAUUUAUCAGAAUGUCAGUGUCACAAGCAGCCAGCGUCGCCGAAAAGGCACUUGGCGGCCAUGACGAUAGCGCUAUCACGGCGCAGGAUGUUUCCUCGUAUGAGGAUGGAGGACGACAAGACACUAUGAAGGCCCUUUGCUGGAUGGGCAAGAAUACCGUUCAGGUCCGCGAUGUCCCGCGCCCGACGAUCCGCGAGGCGAAGGAUGUUAUUCUAAAAGUCACUGGAAGUACGGUGUGCGGGAGUGAUUUGCAUUUACUCCAUGGCACCAUUGUCCAGCUCAAUAAGGGCGAUAUCCUGGGCCACGAGUUCUGCGGCAUUGUAGAUGAGGUCGGGUCCGACGUCAAGAAAGUCCGGAAGGGCAAGAGAUAUGUCGCGUCGUUCCAGAUCGCGUGUGGAGAGUGUUUCUUCUGUAAGCAGAAGUUGUCGUCGCAGUGCGAGAGGACGAAUGCGAAUUCUACGCAGAGGGCUAUGUACGGCGGUCAGACAGCGGGCAUGUUCGGCUACUCGCACUUCACAGGUGGUUUCGCGGGCGGUCAGGCCGAGUACGUCCGCGUGCCGCUGGGCGACGUCAAUCUCCUCGAGAUCCCCGAGGACGUGCCCGACGAGAAAGCACUGUAUCUAUCUGAUGUGCUUGCUACAUCCUACAACGCCGUGCAUGAUACCGCCGUGUACCCCGGCGACGAAGUGGCUGUCUUUGGAGCCGGCCCGAUCGGUCAGAUGGCGGGUGUUUUCGCCAUCGGCGCUGGCGCGACAAAGAUUAUCUUCGUCGAUACUGAGCCUCGGUUGUCGUUUGUGAAGGGGAGAUGGCCAACCGAACAUGCGGAUAAGCUUGUCCUUGUCGAUUAUAAGAAGUUGAGCUUUGGUGUUACGAAUAAGGAGACUAUUGUCUCGAAGCUUAAGGAGCUUUGUGGCGGACGUGGGCCGGAUGUCGCUAUUGAGUGUGUUGCUGGAGAAUACGCCAAGGGCUGGAUGCAUUGGCUUGAGAUGAUGGUCGGCGCAGAGACGGACACGAGCGAAAUCAUCAAUGAGAUGAUUGAAGGUGUGCGCAACUUUGGUCGGUGCGGUAUCACGGGUGUUUACGUCGGUUACACCAACCACUUCAACAUCGGCUCCCUAAUGGAACGAGGCAUCCGACUCAUCGGAAACGGACAAGCUCCCGUACACAAGUACUGGGAAGACCUCCUCCAGCAGAUCCGAACGGGCGAACUCAACCCGCUGCAGAUGGUCUCCCAUCGUGUGCGCGUGGACGAUCUGGAUAAGGUCUACUACAAAUUUGAAAAGAAGGAGGAUGCCAUGCAGAAGGUCUUUGUCGAGACCAAGUUCUCGCUGCCUGCGUGUAAGGGGAGCCCAGCGCUGACGACGUACUAAGUAAGCUAUGUACCUACAUACUAUCUGAGAGUGAAUGAAGUAAGUGUAGGUACAUACGCUUUGAUGUGAUGAGAUGAUGAAUUGAGAUGAGAUGAGACGAGACGAGACAAGAGAUGAUGUGAUGAUAUGAGCUUGAUGAUGUCGCUGUACGAGUAGUCUGUUAGUUUAUUUUGUUACCAUGUGUGGAUCAUUGUUGGGAUCUGUAACAAUAUAUUAAGUAUUCACUUUAUCUUGUUUCUUGAUCAAGAUCGUGAGUGUAUUGACGACG